This is a messenger RNA of Cylindrotheca closterium, 3441 nucleotides long. The record is from the annotation of a GenBank genome assembly. Lineage: Eukaryota; Bacillariophyta; Bacillariophyceae; Bacillariales; Bacillariaceae.
AUGUCCAAUACCGGUAGCAUAUCACAGAAGAAUGACGAUAGCACUCAAAAUACCAAUCAGUAUGACUCUUCGCUCGGGGAUCAAGAUACCUUAACGAACAAGAGUCUAGGAACGAAUGGUAGUCUUAAUAGUGCCAAACAACAAAGCCGACGAAGUGUUUCCUUUGAUGAUUUGCCACUAGAUGGUGGAAGUGGUAUAUUUACUACCUCAAGUGGAAGUGGUGCUUUCAGCGUCCAUUCAGGAAGCGUUUCCAAGCUAUCCAAUGAUAAAUCUGUGUUGUCAUUAUCUUCCUUGCGGUCAGAUGGUCGAAAAGGAGAGUUGAGCAUACUACGGAAGAAGCGACAACGAAGUGUAGAGAGUCAGCAAGCAAUGGAAGAACUGACCAUCAAUAAGCUUGACUUCAAAUCGAUGGGCCUCAUCGGAAGAAAGCAAGAAAUAGAGACACUGAAAUUAUGUUAUGCCAGACUUUUGUUGCAGGAAGACAAUGAUGAUACUGAAACCGAUACAAAACCUGAGUCGAAGAAUGAACUCGUCUUUAUUCGAGGAUUUAGUGGAGCUGGCAAAUCAAAGUUGGCGAGGACGAUGUCGUCGUUCAUUGAAGCUACGCCAAAUGGUGUUUACGUGGAAGGGAAAUACGAGUUCACUGCUAUGGAUCAGCCAUAUUCGGGGAUCGCCCAGGCUUUUGGGAAACUGUGUGCCAAGAUUCAUGAUUCUCCUGAAGACGCUAUAGCGAAAAUGUCCAAGGCUGUCACCGAACUAUUAAUGGAAGAAGCCAAGAUGUUAGUACGACUGAUACCAGAGCUGAAUGUCCUGAUGGAUGAUCAAGCAACCGAAAAGACAAGUGUUGACAACAUGGAAACCGAACGAGGACAAGAGCGGUGGAAGUAUGCCUUUAGAACUCUUACUCGAAUAUUGGGGUCUUACUUUCAUCCUUUGGUGCUCAUGUGGGAUGACCUACAAUGGGCGGACGUGUCAUCGUUGGAUGUGCUUGAGUAUUUGAUAUCUGACGUGCACAAUACCCAUCCACUGAUGAUUAUUGGAUGCUAUCGAUCGGACGAAGUUACUGAGAAUACGAUCCUCUUCCAUCGCAUCCAAACUUUGCAAAGCAAAUGUGACCAGUUCUCAUUUCGAAUCACAGAUAUUGAAGUAAACAGCUGUGAUGUAAAUGCUGUCAACGAGAUGAUAAUGUCGAUGAUGUCCCUUGAUGAUGAAAGCAAGACUCGAGAGCUGGCAGAAGUAUGUUUCAAGCGAACCCAUGGUAAUCCUUUCUUUGUGAUAGAAUUCAUGGCCAUGCUACAAGCCGAAGGCUUAGUUGCAUACAAUCUGGGUCUCCUUAAGUGGGGAUUUGAUGUUGCAAAGAUUGAAGACGCGACCAUGUCGACUGCCAACGUUGUAAGUCUUCUGCAAGCACGAAUGCGCAAGCUUCCUGAUAAUGCGCAAUUAUUAUUGCAGUAUGCGGCUUGUCUUGGAGCGUCAUUUUUCUUGGCAACCCUCAAGUUUCUUUGGGAGGAUCACGCAAGCAUAGCGAUGAUUGACAGUGCUCAAUCGAAUUUUUCCCAAAUGCUGAGAGUAGUGCAGGAUGCAAAGCUGAUUGAGACGUGUGGUUCGGAUGAACUACGAUUUGUUCACGACAAAGUCCAAGAAGCAGCUUUGUACCUUUCCGAUUUGGUCAAUCCCUCUUUUCAAUUUGGUCUGGGCCUUUGCCUGUAUCGUGGCCUGGAUCCAACGGAUUUGGAAGAACAGUUAUUUGAUGUCGUGGAUCUGAUCAAUCAAGGUAACGCCACCAACAAAGUCGAACUAGCCAGACUCAAUCUACGUGCAGCAAAGAAGGCUCGAAGGAUAUCAGCAUUCCAAUCGGCAGCGAACUACUGUUUGAACGGCAUCAAGCUACUUCCGAGUGAUCCGUGGACUGAAGAACAUCGUGAACUGACUUUGGACUUGUACACGCUAGGAUCAGAAAUGGAGUUGGCUGUUGGGCAUGUUGACAAAGUGGAAGAAUAUGUGACAGCUGUACUAGCGCAAAAGGAAUGUACUCGAAUGGAAGUAGUGCCAGUUAAGAUGAUUUCCGCGAAGUUGCGAGCAACCACGCAAAUGCGCUUCAAUGACGCAAUCGACAUUUGUCUUGAACUAUUGAAAGAGAUGGACUACAAGCUCGUAUGGUCUCAACAUCUUGUGGGUAUCCAAGCGAUCAAGCUGGCGAUGCAGACGAUAAAGAGUUUCAAAAAGCUACCACUAGAGCAUUUUGACAGUCUUCAGAAGAUGAAAGAUCCGAAGCAGCAGGCAAUUGUGACUCUAGUUUCAAGAGUACAGUAUUCUGCAUUCCAUGCAAAGAGGAUGCUCUUAAAUAUUCUUUGCACGUGUCGGUUGGUUGAAUUGACCCUUGCACAUGGUAUCAGCGAAUUUUCGGGAGCGAGUAUUGCGUCACUCGCAACUUUAGUACUUUUUUUGCAAAAUGACCAAGAAACCAUGGUGGAGUUCAGUGAAAUUGCAUUCUCCUUGCAGGCAAAGUAUGGGGGUAGCCGUUUUGCUGACACCACAUACAUCUUGUAUGGUCAUGCACUUUCUUGGGUCAGACCUCUACAUGCUUGUCUGACGCCGACUUUGGAUGGAUACACUCAAGGUCUGAGAUCUGGCGACAACGAGUGUUCAAUGUGGAAUCUCAUUGCUCAUUUUGUAUUUUUUCCGUAUGCAAUGGGAUCUCCGCUUGCCCCGAUACUGGGGGACUGUCCGAAAGUUUUGUUGCAGUUGGAAGAGGCAAAGCUCAAAGAUCAUUUAUUGGUCCUUCGGGUUAUGUUUCAGAUGAUUGUGAAUUUACAGUUGCCUCCAGGGGAAGAACCCGAGAAACUUAAUGGAAUCCAUUAUUUUUUUCGAGAGGGCGAAGAUGGGACAGAAAGUGCUUCACAUAUGGGCACUCUUCAUCUUGCACAAGGCGAGCUGAUGGUCUUUCAUGGCAAUUACAAAGAACUUGCGAACCGCGCUAUUUCCAAGGGAGACUACUAUUCGGGAUGUCUGACGGGUAUAUUUUUGAUUCCAAUGGAAACUUUCCACAGAGGAAUCGCGCUCUAUGCCAUGGCUCGACGAACCAAAUCGCGAAAAUUCAAGUCUCGAGCAAAGAAAAUACGAAAACAAGUUAAGAAGUGGUCGAAUGAUGGAAACCCAAACGUAAAGCACUACGACAUGAUUUUGAAUGCGGAACAGGCAGUACUUGACAAGCAAUAUAAUAGGGCAGAUGAGCUGUAUAAGGAAGCAAUUGUUUAUACUGCUCGAACAGGCCACUUGCACCAUGCAGCUCUUUCCAACGAAAGAUAUGCUGACUACAGACUGUUGCGCAGCGAUGUCGAUGAUGCCAAGUAUCACAUGACAGAAGCAAUUCGGUAUUAUAGGGAAUGGGGAGCAGUCGGUAAAGCGGAAAAAUUGAAAAAAGAAAUGGACGAGCUUUGA